AUGGAUUUGGAGGGCAGUGACUCCCCAUGGGGCGAUAUUCCCUCCCACUCCAAACCCAACGAUGGUAAAGAGCCAGCAAAGGAGACCCAGCCAACCGCCCAGCAGUCCUCUGCCUCAUUGACAGUCCCUCAGUCACCACCCACUGCGCGAGGCCCCCGAACCCCCCGUAAGGUCAGCGCGCAGGUAGUCAAACUAGAGCCAGCAGGGGACGUCCUCGACCCUCUUGGUCCUCUAGGCGAGACAGCUUCGUUCCCCGUUGCAGAUGCCCAGCCGCAGGACCAACGACCUGCGCCUCCGCGCAAGGAGUCGUUCACAUCUCGGAAUGCUCGGCCUGCUUCUUCAGCGUCGCAGACGUCCAGCGCAGCUGGCGUGAAGGGGCUGAUGGAAUCUGUUGAUCUCGAUGAAGACGGCCCUUCAGCGCGAGCUAAAGGACCUCCUCCAGUACAGCCGGCACCCGCGUCGUCAACCAUAGAUGCCGGUGCAAAACGCCAAAACCAGAGUAUCAGCGUUGAGCAGGCGGCUAAACCGUCAUUCUAUAUCACUGUCGGGGAUCCGCAUAAAGUUGGGGAUAUCACCAGUAGCCAUAUUGUCUAUCAAGUUAGGACGAAGACAACUUCAAAGGCAUAUAUAAGGCCUGAAUUUACGGUUACUAGGCGGUACAGAGACUUUUUAUGGCUUUAUAACUCGUUACACUCCAACAACCCGGGAAUCGUCGUUCCACCUCCCCCUGAGAAACAGGCUGUAGGAAGAUUUGAUACCAAUUUCGUUGAGUCUAGGAGAGCUGCGUUGGAGCGUAUGCUUAACAAAAUCAGUGCUCAUCCUACACUGCAACACGACGGGGACCUCAAGAUCUUCCUAGAGAGUGAAUCAUUUACCAUGGACGUGAAAAACAAGGAGAAUCGUGAACCUGAUCUCGGGCAGAGUAAGGGCAUGUUCAGUUCGCUUGGCAUAUCUGUUGGUGGCGGUGGGAAGUUUAUAGAACACGAUGAUGCCGUCGACACUGUAGUGGCCCAACGAAAAAAUCUUGCAGAAGCAGCCAGCGAUUUUUCUACAUCACUUCACUCGCUUGCAAGCGUUGAACUCUCUCCAGCCCUUUCCGGCCCUCUCGAUGGCCUUGCCGAAGUCCAACUUCGCAUUCGCGAGCUGUACGAACGCCAGGCUCAACAGGACGUUCUGACCCUUGGAAUUACCAUGGACGAAUAUAUUAGGCUCAUUGGAAGUGUCAAAAUGGCAUUCACUCAGCGCCAAAAAUCAUAUCAUUCGUGGCAUGCAGCAGAGUCUGACUUGCAGAAGAAGAAGAAUACACGCGAUAAGCUACUAAGACAGGGCAAAACGCAGCAGGACAGACUGAAUCAAGCACACGCAGAGGUUGCAGACGCCGAGAAGAGAGUUCACCAGUCACGAUUACUAUUCGAGGAUUUGGGUAGAGUGAUGCGGAAUGAACUGGAGAGAUUCGAAAGGGAAAAGGUUGAGGAUUUCAAGUCAGGAGUGGAGACCUUCCUAGAGAGUGCCGUCGAGGCGCAGAAAGAGCUUAUUGAAUUAUGGGAAACAUUCCUUCUCCAACUCGAUGCGGAUGAAGACCCAAGCCCUCAGCAGUCUGGAGCUGCUCCAACCCAUGAAGGUAAUGGGCAUGGCCACCAGCCCUCUGAAAGCAACACUUCUGUUGCCAGUACAUCUAGAGACCAAGAAGAGGCCUAA
Molecule: messenger RNA, 1698 nt
Organism: Microsporum canis CBS 113480
Lineage: Eukaryota; Fungi; Ascomycota; Eurotiomycetes; Onygenales; Arthrodermataceae
Product: sorting nexin 3
Exons: 6
Coding region: 1-1698 (565 amino acids)
Biological process (GO): protein retention in Golgi apparatus; retrograde transport, endosome to Golgi
Cellular component (GO): endosome
Molecular function (GO): phosphatidylinositol binding
Source: RefSeq, a predicted model, not a curated record